CUAGUUUCCGGCGGGCUCCUUAGAGCGGUGAACAGCUUUGGGCCAAAGGACCAUGAAAGGGCCAGAGUCGGGUCCCGAACCCACGAUGGAGGGGGACGUGCUGGACACACUAGAGUCGUUGGGGUAUAAGGGACCACUGUUAGAAGAGCAAGCCCUUAUCAAGGCAGCCGAGGAUGGACUGUCUUCACCUGAAUUUUCAGAGCUCUGUGUUUGGUUAGGCUCUCAAAUAAAAUCACUCUGCAACUUGGAAGAAAGUAUCACUUCAGCUGGGGGAGAUGAUCUAGAAAGCUUCCAGCUGGAGAUAAGUGGCUUUUUAAAAGAAAUGGCAUGUCCGUAUUCUGUACUCAUAUCAGGAGAUGUGAAAGACCGUUUAAAAAAGAAAGAUGACUGCUUGAAACUUCUCUUAUUUUUAAGUACAGAGCUUCAAGCUUUACAGAUAUUACAGAACAAGAAGUGUAAAAAUUCUCAAGUAGAUAAAAAUAGUGAAAUUUAUCAGGAAGUUCAAGCUAUCUGUGAUACCCUUGGUGUUCCCAAGUCAACAACUUCUGACAUUCCACUUACGUUAAACCAAGUGGAGUCAAAGGUGAAAGCUAUUCUCUCAAAAGUCCAGAAAAAUCAUGUGGGAAAACCACUGCUGAAGAUUGAUUUAACUCCAGAACAGGUGGAACAACUGGAAAGAAUCAAUGAUGCCCUUUCCUGUGAAUACGAGUGCCGCCGGAGGAUGUUGAUGAAACGAUUGGACGUGACAGUGCAGUCUUUUGGGUGGUCCGAUAGAGCAAAGGUGAAAACAGAUGACAUAGCAAGAAUUUAUCAGCCUAAGCGUUAUGCUUUGUCACCCAAGACAACGAUUACAUUGGCACAUUUACUCGCUGCUCGUGAAGAUCUAUCCAAAAUCAUUAGGACAAGUAGUGGCUCCAGCCGGGAGAAAACGGCGUGUGCCAUUAAUAAGGUGCUGAUGGGAAGGGUGCCUGACAGGGGAGGACGGCCGAAUGAAAUCGAACCACCACCUCCUGAGAUGCCACCUUGGCAAAAGAGACAAGAAGGCGGCGGAAGGGGUGGUUGGGGUGGUGGAGGUGGUGGGAGAGGAGGGGGUGGCGGUGGGAGAGGAGGCGGAGGUUGGGGAGGCGGUGGGGGCGGAGGGUGGGGAGGUGGUGGGGGAGGUGGUGGCAGAGGAGGAGGUUUCCAAGGUAGGGGAGAUUAUGGAGGAAGAGGGGGCUAUGGUGGAAGAGGGGGCUAUGGUGGAAGAGGUUAUGGAGAUCCAUAUGGAGGAGGUGGUGGUGGAUAUAGGAGAUACUAAUAACUACAAAAAUUAGCAGUCAUUACUUCUUGAUAGAUACAUUAGGCAUAGUGUUCUAAAUAACAUACUUGAAUGUCAUCUUUGAGGUAAACACCAUGUUAGAUUCCUUGUCAUUCUUUAAUUGGGUUAAUAUGUAAGAGUAUUGUUUUAUACUACCAUUUCAUCUCCUGGACAGAAUGAUGAUUUUAUUUUUAUCAUUUUGUGUACUCUUGAGCAUGUUAUGUCUUUUUAAAAAAACAAAAAAUGAGCUAAAACUAUUUUUAAAAAUGUAAAUAUUUAUUACCAUCAAACUUGGAAAAUGGAAAGUAUUUUAUUGUCAUGAUUGAAUUUAGAUUGUUACCUGUAUUUUAUUCAGGUUUGAGACACAUAAAUGAGCCCACUUGUUAUUAGA
Phyllostomus hastatus (greater spear-nosed bat) is the source of this 1688-nucleotide messenger RNA. RefSeq names its product family with sequence similarity 98 member B (gene TSLIG3B). Gene Ontology annotation, cellular component: tRNA-splicing ligase complex. The record is from RefSeq and is a predicted model, not a curated record. Bases 53 to 1297 code for a protein of 414 amino acids. NCBI's taxonomy places the organism in Eukaryota, Metazoa, Chordata, Mammalia, Chiroptera, Phyllostomidae. The transcript has 8 exons.